Molecule: messenger RNA, 1164 nt
Organism: Macrobrachium nipponense
Lineage: Eukaryota; Metazoa; Arthropoda; Malacostraca; Decapoda; Palaemonidae
Exons: 4
Coding region: 1-1164 (387 amino acids)
Source: RefSeq, a predicted model, not a curated record
AUGGGCGAGAACGAAAACAAAGCUGAUAGGUUAGCUAUGAGUGCAGUGUUGAAAUUAGUACCAAAGUUUGAUGAGGAAAAUGUUACAACAUAUUUCAUGUGUUUUGAGAAGUUAAAGGAAAGAGUAGGUUAUCCUAAAGAAAUGUGGACUUUAUAUUUACAGUCAGUUUUGAGUGGUAGGGCGCUUACUGUGUAUAGUUGCAUGUCUAAGGAGGAAUGUGAUGAUUAUGACAUUGUGAAAGAAUCCAUUCUUAGCACGUACAGGCUAGUACUGGAGGCGUAUCGUAAGAAAUUUAAAAGUUUGAGAAAGGAUGAAAAUAUUACUUAUGUAGAAUACGGUAAGAAGUUAGAGAGGCUGUUUUAUGAUUGGUUAACUUCCGCUAAAGUUGAGGAUUUUGAUGAUUUGAAGAACUUAGUGUUGUUAGAAAACUUCAAGGAUAGCGUAUCCCCUAAGAUUAAGCUUUACAUAGAAGAUAGGCGAAAAGUAUCUUUUGCAGGAGCAACUAGGUUAGCUGAUGAAUAUAGUGUAACUCAUAAUUUGAGUGUUAGUAAGAAACGAAAUGAUCCCUCAUUUGGUAGAGUUCAAAGCAGUAAAGGUUUCAGUUCUAGUAAUAGCAAUUCAAGUUAUUGGCAAGUACCUUUAAGUGAACGAGCCCGGAAAAUUUCCGCCUUUAUAACACCAUUUGGUAGUUUUGAGCCCAAAGUUAUGGCUUUUGGCUUGAAGAAUGCAGCCAGUACCUUCCAAAGGUUAAUGAAUAAAGUUUUAAAUGGCAUCAACAACUGUGUCGUGUACUUAGAUGAUCUUGUGAUAUUUUCAGAGACUUGGAAGGACCAUGUGCCUGUUCUCAUGAUGGUUCUAGAAUCGGCAGGAGUUUUGUGGAACGCAACACGGUCUGUCAAGUCGUCAGAAAAUUCAACGAAAUAUGAUGCAAUACAUCGUCGUGAUUCUUCUACGACAUUCUGGUCAUCUUGGGAGUCUGUGACAUUCAUGCUCCAUCCCCCGUCGGCCCCGCCCCCAUGUCACCGUAUAAAUGCGAUUGACGAAGUAGAAGAGAUCAGUAAAAGAGUCACAGAUCAGAUCAUCAGUUUUCUCGAAGCAGUGACAGCUUCUAGAGUAUUCUUCACAGUUCUGAUCAUCCUCUCAGCUUGUCCGACUGACGAAUGA